AUGACACCUGAACGUCGUAUCACUCGAUCUCGUACCGCUGCUCAACGUCCAAUACCCAUCCUUCGUCCUCCAUCUCCAUCUCCAUCGUGUUCUCCUACCCCUGCACCACUGAUUAUCCUCGAUGUCCUCAAACCUGAUUCACUUCCAUCUUCCCGUGAAUCUUCGCCUGAUCCGAAUUCCGAUGACGAUUCCGACGUUUCCUCUUCUCUCUCAGCCCUGAGCUCCGCUGCUGCUCAGUCCGAGUCAGAUUCACCGGCACCUACACCUGCUGCUAUCCUCGCCACCACUACCACUCAAGCACUCAAUUCUGUCAAAGCCGAUACUCACACUAAGAAGAAACGUAGGACCUCUCCUCCACCACCUACCACCAAUCAAACAGCGGCACCAGCGCUGGUGCGAGCCACUUCCACACCAAAAGUCCCCACCACCACUGCGGCUGCUUCUGGCAAAUCCAAGGCACCUCGAGUAUCGACUGUCGGAGCUACUGCCCCCACUAGAGCCCAGAAGGCACUGCUGGUCAGAGAAUCUAAUUCGACCAGUAGAGCAGGUUCUCAACAUGUAGUAGAGGACGAUACACCCUUACCUUUACCUCCGUCUAGAACAGGUAUGGGAGAAGGUGCUUUCCCUACACCUAAAGAAUCGUAUCUAAGACAGGAGAAUUACUUUUUGAGGAAAGAAGCAGAGUACAUCAUCCAUCAAGCUGAAGUGCAUAAGAAGGAAUUGAAUAAACGUAAAGAUCGAGAUGAGAGGAAUGGAACUACUUUAGUUGAGGGAAAGAGGAAUAGGAAAUCAAUCAAUUACAACGAAGAUGAAGAUGAGGAUGGUGAUGUUGAUCUGUCAAAUCAUGAAGAUGAAGAUGGAGAUGAUUCGGAAGGUGGACCUGGACCGUCAACAUCUAUAGCUAGAUUGAAAAGACGUCAAUCUCAAUUGAAUGGCAAUAGAAAUGGGAAUGGACAUGGAUCAAGCUCUAAUGAAAGAAGGAGAUCGUCUACCACGAAUAUGAAGUUUCCUGAACCCGUGAAAGAUCAAAGUUUUGAAGGACAAUUCAACCAAUUGCAAAAAGAACAUAAAGCUAAUAUCUUAGCUGAAAAAGCCGCUGAACAAUCUCGACCACCCAUAUUCCCCAAGAACGCUAGACCGACAGUCGUUCUUGCUAAUGGAACUGUCAAUGGUAUUGGAGGAAAGACCGUACCGAGAGAUAAGACUGAGAGGACUUAUCAAGAGGGAUUGAGUGGGUUGAGUAAUGAGAUGGAGAUUGAUGCCCAGGGGUUUGUGGAUAAUGUUAAAGAAAACCUUCGUGCGAUCUUGAAAUACUAUUUCCCAGAACGAUCACCCCGUCGAGAUGCCUUUUGUGAGAGGAUAGGGCGAGGUCUGGCACAGCUGGGCUGGGAAUUGACGGAUAAUGCAGACGCUGCUUUGUUACCUUGA
Kwoniella mangroviensis CBS 8507 is the source of this 1428-nucleotide messenger RNA. RefSeq lists its product as uncharacterized. NCBI's taxonomy places the organism in Eukaryota, Fungi, Basidiomycota, Tremellomycetes, Tremellales, Cryptococcaceae. The record is from RefSeq and is a predicted model, not a curated record. The transcript has 2 exons. The coding region runs from base 1 to 1428 and encodes 475 amino acids.